AAAACAUCCAACCUGGACAUAUUUUCUUGUUUGUAUUUGGUAAUGAUAAACCUAGGUUCGUGAAAGAAUCAAUUGGGUUAAAUUUUAACAAGCAGUUUUCUUUCUCGCACGGUAGUACUUUUGCAUUUGUACAUGAAACCAAGGAAGCGGAUCUUCUGCAGCUCUGGAAGUCCUGACUGAAACAAGAGCCUACAAGCACCAUGGCACUUUCAUGGAUCACAGCCAUUGCCUUAUUUGCACUUUCCUCCAUUUGCUGCAUAGUUUCUCAUCCCAACCGAGAAAUGUGGUUUCAAGAUCUUUUCCCACUUAAGGUGUGCCCUGCCAAUGCCAGCGAGAAAACUUUCUAUGGCAUCAUGUUUGAUGCAGGAAGUACAGGAACACGAAUUCACAUUUACACCUUUAAACAGAAAAGCUCAGAAAAGUCUGCAGAGUUAGAAGGGGAAAUCUUUGAAUCAAUAAAGCCAGGUCUCUCUGCAUAUGCUGAUCAGCCUGAGAAGGGAGCUGAAAGUGUCAGACUGUUGUUAGACAUGGCCAAAGAAGCUGUUCCACCCAGUUACUGGAAGAAGACUCCAGUAGUCUUGAAAGCCACAGCUGGCCUGAGGCUGUUAGCGGAGCACAAAGCCCAGGCUCUUCUCUCAAAGAUCAGGGAAGUCUUUGAGGAAUCUCCUUUUUUAGUUCCCGAUGAUAGCGUUAGUGUCAUGGAUGGCACUUAUGAAGGUAUUUUAGCCUGGAUCACUGUGAACUUUUUAACAGGGCAGCUGUAUGGCCGAAACCAGCAGACAGUGGGGAUCCUAGACCUAGGAGGAGCCUCUACGCAGAUCACGUUUCUGCCACAGCUUGAGGAAACCCUGGAACAAACCCCGAUGGAUUUCUUUACCUCAUUUCAAAUGUUCAACAGCACUUUUAAACUCUACACACACAGCUAUUUGGGAUUUGGGCUGAAAGCUGCACGACUAGCAACAUUGGGAGCCUUGGAUAUGGAAGCGGAUGGACAGAGGUUCCGGAGUUCUUGCUUGCCGAAAGAGCUGGAAGCCGAGUGGCACUUUGGGGGAAUAAAAUAUCAAUAUGGUGGUAACAAAGAAGCAGGAGAAACGGGAUUUGAACCAUGUUAUUCUGAAGUGUUGAAGGUUGUACGAGGCAAGUUGCACCAACCAGAAGAAAUUCAGAAGAGCUCUUUCUACGCCUUUUCUUAUUAUUAUGAUCGGGCAGUGGACACUGACUUAAUAGAAUAUGAAAAAGGCGGAGUUUUACAAGUGAGAGAUUUUGAACAAAAAGCCAAAGAAGUGUGUGACAAUCUGGACAGCUACAGCUCUGCAAGCCCUUUUCUGUGUAUGGAUCUCAGUUAUAUUACAGCAUUAUUAAAAGAAGGUUUUGGAUUCAGAGAUACUACAGUACUACAGCUGGCAAAGAAAGUGAACAACAUAGAAACAAGUUGGGCCUUGGGUGCUACCUUUCACCUCCUUCAGUCCCUAGGACUCUCCCGUUAAGACAUCGCUUAUCAGAUGUUCACUUUUCUUCAAACAAGAAUGGGCAGUUCUAAACUUCUAGCCAAAUACAGACCAAAGUAGAAGAAUCAGAUAACUUUAAAAGUGGUUUUGUUCAGUCCCGAGCUACACUGAAACAUGGAUGUUUUAAGUUAUUUGUGCCUUGAAACUGAUAUUGGAGAAAAAGUUUAAGUACUCUUUGGACAUGUCAUGGACAGAUAUUUAAUACCGAUACAUCACAGCUUGGAGAAGUGAUUUUUGGACUACAGCUCCCAAAUCUAGCUAGCAUGGCCAUUAGUUGGGUCACAAGACAUUAGUCCCCAAAAGUAAUGUUUCUAAACUCUGAUGUAUUGGUAUCAUACAAGUAUAAUGCCCUCAGCAUGAAGCAUUUGAAAUUAUAGUUCCAAAAGGUUAAUUUUUCCAAGCUGUGCAAUAUAUCCCAAUACUGGUCUUGCUUUACAUUUUUUACAGGAUUUCUUGUGCAAAAACCUAGCAGAAUGAGUUGUUUUUAAAGAACAUAACUGAGGUGUGCUAUUUAUUUUACUUUCUUUGAAACUAGGAAGUAAGCUUUUAGGAUUAGGUGGUUCUUAACAUGGAGAAAAGUGCUACAGGAUUUUUGAACUUUAGGCAGGUUCAAGGAUUGAACUGUAGGAAAGAUAAGUAGAAAUGACUUGUCAACUUAUACAGCUCUCUGGUUCAAGUCACAGUGGAGAGAAAACUUUUAAUAAUUUACUAAGAAAUUGUUUUUAUUUGCAAUUCACUUCCAUAAAGUAAACCCUACCCAGGACAAAGAAUCUCUUGGUGCCACAAACCACUAAUUAUUUCAUCCAUAAUUAUAGAAUUUUUCAGCAUAAAAUGUUUAGAUACCCUUGUUAUAAGCAUCCAGCUGAAUAUGAAGCUACUCGAAUUUGUUUCCUCCGUUAUUGCCUCCCCAAAAGUCUACAUUUAACUUGGAGAGCGGUGCAGUUCACUGGAUUCUAUUGAGUUAUAGGUGCUCAGGCAGGGUAUUGCUUCCUAUCAAAAUCUUUAAUAAUCCAUUUUAACAGGACAUCUCUUGAAGCUGCACACAUGUAAAAUGUUCAAUGUCAUUAUGCAAUUAACUAUGGGUUCCAUUUUGACAUUGUUCAAAAUACCAGUGUGGCAUUCGUACCUGCUAAAGAACUUUUGCACCAAGAUGCUAAGACAUGCUGAUAACCAAUACUAGUCCAUAUUUUUGUCUAAGUGCUCUUACUGGAAGCCAAAUGCUAUAUUGGUAGUAUCUACAUAAUACAACACGGCCCUGUGCUUGUUCAACCUGACAUAGUUUAAAGUUCAGUGGGGCUUACCUCCAUGUAAGGGCACAGAGGUUUGCUACCAUUGUUUGGUGCCUUAAAUAAGACAUUACUCUGUUUCACUGUGUUUUAGAUGUAGGUAUUACAAUGAUUCAGGACCCAUUUUUGUGUAUUGGAAUGUGCAAGACAGCUGUUUCUCCUGCUCUAGUUUUCUAGUCCACUGUGAUAGGUAAAAAGGAUGGUAAAUUAGAAGUACGUUCUUUUCUCUCAGAGCAACAUUAUUUUGUUGAAACACAUCGUAACCUGUGUAACCUCAUUUGUAAACUCAGGCACACAUUUCAGGUUUUGAGCACAGUACCAAAGUUCAUCUAAGUCUGGCAAAUUCAGGUUUUGUCUCUUUACGUAGCAUGUACUUCAAUAUGAGUCACCUCUGUUGCUAAUUAAGAGAGCACUUAUUCAAACAAAUUUGAACAAUAGUGCAAAAUCAAACAUGCUUUUCUUCCCUUCUAAUGAACCUAAUGAUUUGUGGAAGUAUUUUUGCUUUGUUAAGUGACCAGGCCUUUAUCAAUGCAAGGAGAUUAUAACCACAUUUAAUGAUCUGCACAUAAUGGCCUUUUUUGAAAAGUGUUUAUUUAUAUGAUUGGUGGAGGAAUUAAUUAAGCAAAACACUUCUAAGCAUUAAUUUUUUCCCUUAAAAAUCAGAAAUUGAAGCAGAUAUUAGGCAUUUAUUACCCUAAAAUAUGGACUUAUUGCUCACACAAAGGCUUGAAAGGACAUUUAUUUUGUUUUAGCUUAGAUCUGUUAAAUAAAAUUAGGCUGUAAGCAAACUGAGCCCCUCCUCUUAUAUAAAUGCCCACAUAUGUAACACUGUGGGGUAAAUCUGGUACUGAUAAAAGUUCAGAAUAUCAUUCCAUUCAUAUGUUGUUCUGAAAUGAGUUAAUUUUAAGAGUAUAGCAUAAAUAUCCUAUACAUAAGCUGUGUUGAUGUUAUUUGGUGCUGUAAUUCAGUUAAAUGGGUACUGCCAGGCCCAGAAUAUGGUACAUGACUAAGACAGGACAAUUUUGAAUGUCUAUUUUAGUUAUUAAAAGAAUAUUUUAACAAUU
Messenger RNA from Anolis carolinensis (green anole), 3858 nucleotides. It is a transcript of the gene entpd5, whose product is annotated as ectonucleoside triphosphate diphosphohydrolase 5 (inactive). The transcript is spliced from 14 exons. Gene Ontology annotation, molecular function: hydrolase activity. The coding region runs from base 201 to 1487 and encodes 428 amino acids. NCBI's taxonomy places the organism in Eukaryota, Metazoa, Chordata, Lepidosauria, Squamata, Anolidae. The record is from RefSeq and is a predicted model, not a curated record.